AUGCCACCUAAGAAACCCUCCGGACCCGGAGGAGGCUCUGGUAAACGACGCCCAUCCGCGUACAUCGUCUUCACGACCGAAAACCGAGAGUCGGCGAAAAAAGAACUCAACGAAAAAGGCAACUUAAAACCCGGGAUGGGAGACAUUGCGAAAUUAAUAUCCGGGAGAUGGAAGAAUCUCACCGAGGAGGAGAAGCAAAAGUUUAAAGAAAAGUGCGAGAAAGAAUUCGACGAGAAAGAGGAACGGGAGAGGAACGAGAGAGCGGAUGAGAAGAAAGAUGUCGAGGAUAAAGAUAAGAAGGACGAUGAUGAUGAUGAGGAUGAGGAGGACUUGCCAAAAGAAGACGGGAUGACGGAGGCGGAAAGAUUGGUGCAACAAACGCAGAUGCAAUCGAUGAUGAAUCAAGACAAGGAUGGGAACUCGUUGAGUUUGCCACUUUCGCGGGUGAAAAGAAUUAUGAAAUUGGACAAAUCGGUGAAAGUUGCCUCCGGGGACGCGACGAAGUUAAUCACCAAAGCCACGGAGUUAUUUUGCGAGAUGCUGACGCAAAGCGCGUUAGGGAGCAUGAAACUCGGGAAACGGAAAACGAUUAAAUAUUUGGACGUGGAACGCGCGGUGUUGAAGAAGCAAAAGUUUGAUUUUUUGCACGACCACGUAAGCGCGAUGAAACCGAAAGAAGGAGAGCCGAAAAAGAUGACGGAGAAAGACGUGGAGGUGGCGGACGAGGACGGAGAGAAUAAGAAAGAGGUGGAAACGCACGGGAGUAAGAAGAUUUCGGACUUUUUUUCCAAGAAGACUGAAGAAAAGGAAAACGAAGAAGUCGCCUAG
Messenger RNA from Bathycoccus prasinos, 828 nucleotides. RefSeq names its product nuclear transcription factor Y subunit gamma. Gene Ontology annotation, biological process: regulation of DNA-templated transcription. The record is from RefSeq and is a predicted model, not a curated record. The transcript has a single exon. NCBI's taxonomy places the organism in Eukaryota, Viridiplantae, Chlorophyta, Mamiellophyceae, Mamiellales, Bathycoccaceae. Gene Ontology annotation, cellular component: nucleus. The coding region runs from base 1 to 828 and encodes 275 amino acids. Gene Ontology annotation, molecular function: protein heterodimerization activity.